CCCGCCGACCCACGCCGGAAACGGAAAAUUAAAAAAACACCCCCAAACCCUAAAGCCCUGCGCCCACAGUCCGCCCCAAACUCUAGGGUUUAGUGACGACCGCCUUCUCUUCGCGCGAUCCGGUCACCCGCGUUAGUGUCCACGCCCCAGAGGCGGCGGUGGGCUGGCGACGAGGGAGGGGGCGGCGGAUGCAGACGGAGGCGAGCGUGGGGAUGGCCGCCGCGACCGUGGACGGCGCCGCCGCCGUCGCCGCGCGGAGGUACUCGACGCAACAGCCGCAGCCGCAGCCGCAGCAGCACCACAACCAGCCCAAGCUUGGGACGACGCUCCACCUCCUCGCCGGCGGCGUCGCCGGCGCCGUCAGCAAGACCUGCACUGCGCCGCUCGCCCGCCUCACCAUCCUAUUUCAGGUACAAGGAAUGCACUCAGAUGUGGCUACCAUGCGCAACACUAGUAUAUGGCGUGAAGCGUCGCGCAUUGUCUAUGAAGAAGGGCUACGAGCCUUCUGGAAAGGAAAUCUUGUAACUAUUGCACAUCGGUUACCUUACUCCUCAAUUAGUUUCUAUACUUAUGAGAGAUAUAAGAAUUGGCUUCAGAUGAUACCUGGUCUCGACAACAGUGGUGGAUUAGGUGCCGAUGUUGGUGUCAGAAUGGUAGGCGGUGGCUUGUCUGGGAUAACUGCAGCUUCUUUGACAUAUCCACUGGACUUGGUACGGACACGUCUGGCUGCUCAGACGAACACAGCCUACUACAGGGGCAUAUCUCAUGCUCUUUUUGCGAUCUGCAGAGAUGAGGGUCCCAGAGGGUUGUACAAGGGUCUUGGUCCCACUUUACUGGGAGUAGGCCCCAGUAUAGCAAUAAGCUUCUCAGUUUAUGAAACUCUACGUUCGCAUUGGCUACUAGAGAGGCCAUAUGAUUCCCCUAUCUUUAUCAGUUUGGCUUGUGGAAGUCUUUCAGGAGUUGCAUCAUCAACUAUUACCUUUCCAUUGGAUCUUGUAAGACGCCGCAAGCAGUUGGAAGGUGCAGCUGGGAGGGCCAAUGUUUACAAGACAGGACUUGUUGGAACGUUUGGGCAUAUUAUUCAGACAGAAGGUUAUAGAGGGUUGUAUAGAGGGAUCUUGCCUGAGUACUGCAAAGUGGUUCCAAGCGUUGGCCUCAUUUUUAUGACAUACGAGACACUGAAGUCCAUGUUCGCAGGAGGGGCAUCAGAUGAAUAGAUCUCCAAAGUCCGAUCAUGCUUGACAGUUUUGACACCUGGGCCAGAGUAGCAUUGGAGGUUAUUAGGGAGGGAGGGGGAGGAAGAGAUGUGUUUGUAGCAUAUGGUAGGAUUUAGGUGGUGCUAAAUUUUGGAGUUCAUUACGUAGCAGUAUCAUCAGACAAUAUUUAUAUGGCUAUAGGUUUUCUUGUAGUGCACCCAAGAAGAUCAGUAAGUGCCAUAGGUCUACCAAAAUUUUGCUGUCCACCCUUGUUUUGUGUAUGUUCACGUUUUCAGUUGGUAAUGUACUGGCUACCAUCUUCAGCCUGACAAUUUCAUACCUCUGGAGCACGGCCUCUGAUAUAAUUUAUGUUGUUAUACAGUGAGGUUAUGACUUA
Messenger RNA from Hordeum vulgare subsp. vulgare (domesticated barley), 1593 nucleotides. Its product is annotated as mitochondrial substrate carrier family protein V-like. The record is from RefSeq and is a predicted model, not a curated record. The transcript has 7 exons. NCBI's taxonomy places the organism in Eukaryota, Viridiplantae, Streptophyta, Magnoliopsida, Poales, Poaceae. The coding region runs from base 189 to 1217 and encodes 342 amino acids. Gene Ontology annotation, biological process: transmembrane transport.